Molecule: messenger RNA, 5314 nt
Organism: Linum trigynum
Lineage: Eukaryota; Viridiplantae; Streptophyta; Magnoliopsida; Malpighiales; Linaceae
Source: the annotation of a GenBank genome assembly
CCGCAGUGGAUAGUGGUUAACCACUACCCGCUGCUGGUUGGUGCGGGUUGGUUGUGGAUACCCACAAAAAUUUCACAUUAAAUAUAAUAAUAAUGUAAUUAAAUAGUGAUGUUGUAUUUCUUCUCACACAAAAACAAAAACAUACAUAAAAGAAAGUUAAUAAAGUGUAAAAUAAAUUAUAAAUCUCGAAUACAAUAGGUUAGUUAGUGUAAAUUCAGAAGAGAUGGAUUUGGAAAGAGAUUUGAAAUAACGGAGAGGCGAAGUGAUAUUUUACCAGACUAACAUCAUUGCAUGUCACGGCUCCUCCGAUGGCAAGAACAGCAAAACACAAAAGUGGCUCGAUAAGUGGAGGCGCCCGCUUUUAAUGAAUUGAUUAUUCUCCAUUUUCGAUUAUAGUCUUGUGUUGUUGGUAGUUGGUUGCAUGUUGUGUUGUUCGUGAGUUCGUGGAGAAAUGGAGAUGAGUUUGGGUAUGUGACUAACAUUUAUCGAUUAUUCCCCUCUUUUAACGAAUCGAUUAAUUUAUCUGACUAUAUCUAUGGACUUGGAUUUGUUAUAAAAUAAACAUAUAACACAGGGACACUGCUUAUAUAAUAAAAGUAUCUCACAUGAACAUUGCGUAGUGUUUUGAUUUUGUUUUAUAGAAUAAGUGCAUAUUUGAUUUUGGUAGCUACUUUAAUUCUUAGUCUUCCAAGUUUCACAAACUAAUAUAACUAAUUGGUUAAUGCGGGUUACAAAGUAUUCUGAAGAAAUAAAUAUAACUAAUGUGGGUUUUGUGGAUAAACCGCCAUGGGUAGUGGUUAACCACUAACCACAAAAAUCAAUAUUUUGCUACCCACUAUCCACAAAUUGUGGGUAUGGGUAUCCACAAAGUGUGCGAUUUGCGGGUUACUGACAACCCGCAAACCAAACUUCCACCCCUAAUGACCACCACCAAUUGCGGGUUGGUUGGUGAGAUAAUAACGCAUGCAAGAUAUUAUUAACCUAAACCUAUAUUGGGAAAGGGAAAUUAAUAACGUGGUGUGUAUUGUUUUGGAACAAAUUUCCAUAUUUUAUUUAUAGCCUAGACCUAGCAAACCGGCAUUCGAGGCGGUAUUCAGCCGUUCAAUACUCCAUAGCCAACUAUUUUAUUCAAUACUUGUCUCCUUUACAAAGAAAACAAUUUAUUUCCUCUUGCUAUAUGAGAAGUCUCUUGUUCACCCCAAAACAAACGCCUCACCCAAAUUGCUUCUUUCUUCAUGGCCUCUACAAAUUCCAUACCGGAGUCCCUGUGUUGCACGAUCAAAACUCAUCAGGUGGCGACCUAUUUUCACUGCUUGUUUAAUUUCUUGUUUAUCAUAUACAACAAUUUUCUAACUGCUACUGUUUUGCUUUAUUUUCAGGUCAAAGGAUGGGGGUUCAUAAUCUUCCCGAGAAAUGGUCUAGCAUUUGGUGGCGACGAACCCAAUGGGCCUAAUGGGUUUUACCUAUUGGAUGGAGUGGAGGGGCCUGGGACGGAGACAGCAGCAAAAUUAGGCCCUUCAGCCCAAGAUACAGGUUACCCUCCCGGGGAGCAGUAAUCCCUUCUUCCCCAGAUCUCCGCUGCCGAGCCGCAGCCAUCGACCAUCUGCUCAAACUCUGCUCAGAAUCCUCCAACAAUGGCGCGAUCUUUCUCUGAUCUCCCUGGUGAUCUUCUCCUCGAGAUUAUGGGGAAGCUGGAGGUUGAUGCGGAUCAUGUACGGGCCUCCUCCGUCUGCCUUAGCUGGCUCACCGCCGUAGAGACACUCUGUGUCUCUCGUGCGCUAAAGGGCAAUCAACCUCUCAAGACAAGUCUCUUCCACAAACCUUCACAGGCCCUGGGAGGAGCUCUCCAGCAAUACAGCACCUCCGCUCUCCGUGUUCAUGAACUACUUGCCCGAAGGGAGCUCUACACUUUUCCUACGGUUCAUAAUCAAGCACAACUUGGUGUCAAGAACUUCCAGCUCGUCGGCUCCAGCCUAGGACUUCUAUGCGUUAUCUCUGGUCUUCGCAUCUACCUGUACAACCCAUACUUCCGUUGGUUUCGCCAGGUAAAUCAUCUCCAGCUCCGUUCUAGGAUGCUACUAUUGAAUCUGAGGAAUGCCGGCCUAGGUUUGCUCUGGGAACCCGAUAUUAGCGUAUCAGUUAGGGCCUCAGGAUUUGGCUUCGACCUAAACUCCCACCAAUUCAAGUUUAUGAGGGUUUUGGAGUACUUGAACAGCAAUUAUCAGGUUGUGGAGGUCUAUUCAAUCGCGUCCGGGGUUGUGCAAUCUGCUCCUUGGUCUUUGUUUGACCCCUUGCUCUGUAACCAGAGACUUGCUACUGAGUAUAAUGGUUCCUUACUCUGGAUUUCGGAGUAUCAUGCCCCUGGGUUGAGGGGAGCUGAUCACCUGUCGGGUUUCAUCGUCGCGUUCUCCCUUGGCAACCACGUUCUCAGUUGCUGGACUUUGCCAGAACAGCUGCAACGCGGCUUUGAGCUGAAUUUGGGACUUCUUCGAUCCCAAUUGUGCCUUUGUGCCAGAGAUGCUUCCAAUAUCAAGUUAUUUCUAUUCAAUGGCACGCUAUGGCAGCCAAGGUGCUCGAUUCAACACCCUAACAUCAUCAACGGCCCAUUCGUGCCGCUCGGCAUUCCAAUCGACGGCUUGAUUCUCUUUCAAACGGGGGGAAAACGGUUCACUUUCUAUUUCGAAGCCCAACAGCUCCUGAUUUGUUGCUCGAACAACAACGAGCUAGGGGGGCAUGAUCCGAUUUUGUGGUCUUCGUUCUUCUGCGGCAGGAGUUUUGUUAGGAGGGUCCCAGGUUUACGUGGUGUUUUCGCUUAGAUAGUUUCCACUUGUUGCAGCUAUUUUGGACUUGUGUUUAGGGCAUACACUAUCCUGUAACUGUUUUGUCUCUUCUACUAUGACCCAAGUGAUGAUGGUGGUUAUGAUAUGAACUUGUAACGACGAGCUAGGCGGGCAUGAUCCGAUUUUGUGGUCUUCGUUCUUCUGCUGCAGGAGUUUUCUUAGGAGGGUCCCAGGUUUACGUGUUGUUUUCGCUUAGAUAGUUUCCCCUUGUUGCAGCUAUUUUGGACUUGUGUUUAGGGCAUACACUAUCUUGUAACUGUUUUGUCUCUUCUACUAUGACCCAAGUGAUGAUGGCUGUUAUGAUAUGAACUUGUAACUCUGUCUUUAUGAUAGGCUAUGAUUUGAACUUGUAACUGCCUAUUUAUGAUAGGCUAUCUCCCAACUGUGGGUCUUCGUUUCCAACCGAAAAGACACUGAAGUUUACCUUCUAGCUAUACCUCUCAAUUAUCCAGAAACCUCUAGUAAAAUUCAAACUUCUGGAAAUAAAAGUCGCAAUCAAGCAUAAAUUCACCAAACCAGUCCAUUUACUGAUAUGAAAUACAUAAUGAAUGAGAGUGUCGAGGCAAGCAAAAGAGAGACAUUCAUCUCGGCCUCCUGUGAUGCCUAACUGGUCCCUGCCUGGUAGCAAGGCAUAUUUGCAGCCUUCUCAAAUAUUUCAACAUGACUUGCUACAUAAUUUCUCAAUUAAUCUGUUCUGCAAGGUAUGGAUCUAACACUUUUGUCCGCUUGUGAAGAAUCUCCACUUUUGCUAUCUGAAUCCGUGCACUUUGGAUCUGACAUUUUAGCCACCGCCGGUGAAAUUGAUUUGCAUAAUGUUUUGACGAAGAGGAUUUUUCUAUCUGCUCUGCAUUUUAGGAUCAACACAAGAUACAAGGCCUCUGCAGCUUCUGCCUUCAUGUAAGUUCACUAUCGACAUUGAGUUCCCCUUUGAAGAUCAUACUUUUUCUAACCAAUCUGCAUGAUUUCCAGAGUUCGAAUCUGCCGUUUACUUCAAUCGAACUGGAUCACAGUGAUUAUGGAAGGGAAGGUUAUAAUGUUACAACUCCAAGAGGUUUUCAAUCGUUAUUUCCCCUGUUAUCCUUUGCAUAGGUGGCUUCACUCGUUAGAUUAUCUAAUAUGAUGUGUUUGUUGUAUAUGAUACAAGACCAUCUGCAUAGGCCAUUUUUUGCUUUUCAUGUUGAAGUGUCGGCAGGGCGAAUGUUUUUGUUUCAAGGCCCUUUAGUUCUUUGCUGCCUCUUCGAUAGGUUGAAAUUUGAGUGGGGUAUGAUAACCCCAGUGCCAAUCCGUUUUACAAUGCUAUUCUAUUUACAAGUUCUAUUAUGUGAUGCUCUUCGGACAAUGAACUGUGACUGAAAGCCCCAAAACUAGAUUUAGUCGUAUAAUUUGUUCCUCUUGGCGAGCUUAUGCAAAAGCAGUUCCUGACCAAAGAGUGAUAUAAUCUAGUCAUGGCUUUGAUAUCUCACAGAAUGUUUACCAAAUAGUAUGUGUCAACUGAGAGAACCCUCAUUGUGUUUUCAUUCAUUCCUUAAGUUUCGCCUGUAAUGCUUUACAUCCAUUUUUCAAGUGAGUGAUUGCUGUGAGUUUUAUUGCUUAUACGUUCACUUGGAAAUCCUCUUCCACUUGAUCCAGGAUUUUUCUUUAAGGUGUCCACUUAUCCAAGGCCAUGCCAAUUUCGAUUCCAUAGAUGCUGAUCCAGCUGCUGCUAUGCGUUAUACAGAAUGAAGGCUGCAAGUAUGUCCUUACUUUCCUUAUCGGUAGAUUUGUGUCCAACCGUAUUUGUUAGAUUCAACUAUGUUAGCAGCUGGCACAAUUAUUUUCUAUGACUAUCUUUCUAUAGUGCUAUCACAAGUUGAAAUCAAUUUGUGGACCUUGCUCACUCGCAAUUCCAGAAUUUCUGAAAUUUCUGAAAUAACUAAUUCUUUCAACUAUUAGAAGCAUUAUUUUAUGCCAUAUGGUUGUAAGUUCUGCAUAUUCCAUUGUAGGCAUUAGCAGAGGCAGUUUUGCUGGCUGAUCUGGAACAAGAUACGGUAAGAGCUUGUCUUAUUCUUAGGUGCUCAGAAAAUUGUUGACGUGCUCCUUUUUCUUUAACAAAUUAGCAGGUUAAUUUUGUGCCCAAUUUUGAUAAUUCCCAAAAAGAACCCUCACUUUUUCCUGCUCGUCUUCCAACUUUGUUAUUGAAUGGCUCUUCUGGAUUACGGUAACUUAGCUAUAUUUCUGUUUCUAGCGCAGUGGUUAUUCAGAGGCAUCUACUUGUUAUUGAUAGUAGCUUUUCACAUUUGCUAGGUUGGCAUGGCAACCAAUAUUCCUCCCCAUAACCUCGGAGAGCUGGUCAAUGUCCUAUGCACUUUAAUUCACAACCCAGAAGCCACUGUAAGUACGAGUUAGAUGCAUUAUUUUUUCGGAAAUAUCCAUUCCUACAGGAAGCAUUGGACUAGCCAUAAUGUGUCGAGUUCCAAUAAACCUUUAUCUCACCU